AUGAUGAAGGGUAAUCCAGUUAAACAAAAAGCUAAUAUAAAAAAAAUGGAUAAGACAAGGAAUACGAUAUCAGAGUAUAAUUCAAAAAUGAGCAAAACAAAAGAAUUAAAAAUAAAAAAGGUAACAAAAGGAGAAGGUACCAAAGUAUCAAAAGAAACUAAUAAAUCAACAAAUACUAUUGAGAUUAUUAAUAAAAAUAAAGAUAAAUAUCCAAUAAAAAACAUUUCUAAAGAUCAAUUAGAAAGAGCCACAGAAUUUGUUGAAAAAUGUGGAAAUUGUAUUAAAGAAAAAACAUCACCAGAAUAUUACAAAUCAUUAUUAUUAUCUUAUCUUGAUUUAAUAAUUAAAUGUUAUGAAGAUGAUACUUUUCCUUUGGAUGCUACAAAAAUAAUAACAUUACCUAUCUUUAGUGAUAUCUGUCACAAGGCUGCCGAAGUUUUGGCAUCUGAACCAACAUUAUUAAUAUUAAAUAAUGAAACACCAAGUGAAACUUUUCUUGUACUUUCUGAUAUUCAUGGUUGUUUUGAUGUAAUUAUUCAUAAUUUUUAUUAUUAUCAUUGCUUACCAAAAAAAAGAAUUAUUAUACUUGGAGAUUAUGUUGAUAAAGGAGCAGAUGAUGCUUUUAUUUGUCUUUUUUUAUUUUUAUGUAAAAUUGUUUGGUCAGAUAAGAUAUAUUUAUUAAAGGGUAAUCAUGAAAUAAGAGAUAUGAAUCGUCAAAAAGAUUUUCCAGAUAAUUGUGAAUUUCUUCUUGGUGAUAAGUCAACAUUUUAUUUGUUUAAUUUUGUUUUUGAACGAAUGCCACUUGCUGCAAUAUGGAAUGAAAAAGUUUAUUUAGCUCAUGGUGGAAUUUCACAAUGGAUUACAUGUAGAAAUGAUAUUACAAAUAUUAAAAGACCAUUAAAAUUAAAUAGAUCUUUAAAAUCAAGAUUAUUAAUUACUGAUAUUUUAUGGUCAGAUCCUUAUAGAAAAAGUUAUAAAACUAAAGAUGAUUUUAGUAAAUAUUUUGGUGUUUCUAAAAGAGGAUGUGGAUUUGUUUAUAGUAAAGAAGGUCUAGAAGUAAUAAUGAAAUGUUUAAAUGUAUCAAUGGUUAUUCGUGGACAUCAAACAUCACGUGAAGGAUUUGUUGAAGAAUAUAAAAAUAUUUGUUAUACUGUUCAUAGUAAACCAAGAUGUAAAAGUAACUCUUUUGGAUCAUCAUGUUUAUUGACAUUAGAUAACAAUGGAAAUGUAAUAGUUAAACCAUUAAGAUAUAAGCUAACUAUUGAUAAAAAUGGAAUGUUAAAUGCUCUUAAUAAACUUAAAAUAUUAUGGAAAAAAAGUAAAAUAUCUGAAUUUAACUUUCAACCAGUAUGUUUAUAUUGUUGUGAUAAAUCAAAUUAUUUAAAUGAAUUAGGUUGUUCAGAAAGAAUAUUAAUAACUCAUUCUCAGUUAACAAUAUGGUUAGUAAGUAGUAAAAUUCAAACAUUAAUAGAGAUGGAAUUUGGUAAAAAAGUUGAAAAAAAAUGGAAAAAUCCUGAAAAAUUGUUAACUAGAUUACCACUUUACCUUGAUUUUUGUAUAUGGUCUAAGAUUGGACAAAGUGUAAGAGUAAGUAGUAUUAUUGAAAAAAAAGAAAAAGAUUUAAUGUUUUUAUUAUUUAAAAAAAUAGAUAAAAUGAAUGAAAAAAAUAUUCUUGUAGCUGAUCCAAAUUUAACAGUAGAUGUUUUGAAAUUUUUAUGUUUGAAUCAAAUUGAGGGUAAAAAGAGAAAGAACUUUGAAAAUACAUCUGAUGAAGAAUUUAAAAGUAGUAGUUCUGGUGGAAGUUCUUCAGAAAAUGAUGCAUCUGAAGAGGAAGAUGAGUUAUAA
This is a messenger RNA of Strongyloides ratti, 1845 nucleotides long. RefSeq names its product Serine/threonine-protein phosphatase 5. The record is from RefSeq and is a predicted model, not a curated record. NCBI's taxonomy places the organism in Eukaryota, Metazoa, Nematoda, Chromadorea, Rhabditida, Strongyloididae. The coding region runs from base 1 to 1845 and encodes 614 amino acids. The transcript has a single exon. Gene Ontology annotation, molecular function: hydrolase activity.